Messenger RNA from Galendromus occidentalis (western predatory mite), 4275 nucleotides. It is a transcript of the gene Cand1, whose product is annotated as Cullin-associated and neddylation-dissociated 1. The record is from RefSeq and is a predicted model, not a curated record. Gene Ontology annotation, biological process: SCF complex assembly. Bases 81 to 3851 code for a protein of 1256 amino acids. The transcript has 5 exons. NCBI's taxonomy places the organism in Eukaryota, Metazoa, Arthropoda, Arachnida, Mesostigmata, Phytoseiidae.
CUAGCGAAAAUCCGGUGAUAGGAACAGAAGUCGGGAAUUGCUCUUGGGAUAAUCCCUGCGAAUCCAGCAGCGGCCUCGUCAUGGCCGGCACUUAUCCGAUAUCGAAUUUGCUUGACAAAAUGACUUCAGCUGACAAGGAUUACAGAUUCAUGGCCACGAACGAUCUCAUGACCGAGCUGCAAAAAGAUUCGAUUAAGCUCGACAUUGCCUCGGAGGAGAAAGUUGUCCAGAUGCUUCUGUUAUUACUUCGCGACAAGAACGGUGAGGUGCAGAACCUGGCUGUAAAAUGUCUGGGACCUGUCGUGAACAAGGUUCGAGAAAAUUUCGUGGAGCUCAUCGUCGAGACCCUCUGCCAAAACAUGGUCUGUGAAAAAGCCGAAGAACUGCGAGAUAUAUCGUCCAUCGGGCUGAAGACAGUUAUAAACGAGCUACCCUCGAACAGCAACGAUCUUGUGGUUUCAAUCUGCAAGAAGAUCACGAGCAGAUUGAACUCGAUCGUGGCUGACAGCACUUCGAAACAAGAAGAAAUUUCUAUACAGCUAGAAGUUCUGGACCUCUUCGGAGAUCUCCUCAGCCGUUUCGGUAUCGGCUUGGUUUCUUAUCAUGCGUCGAUUCUCGAGGCUCUCCUACCUCAACUCCGCAGUCCUCGACUGGCAGUGCGCAAAAGGGCCAUCACUUCAAUCGGAUAUUUGACUGCCACCUGCACGGACAGUCUUUUCAAUAAAUUCAUGGAGAACAUCAUUCACGAGCUGUCGAAGAACUCCGACCCUUCGCUCACGCGUACAUAUAUUCAGUGCAUCGGCACGACUUCCCGACAUUCGGGGCAUCGCGUCGGUAACCAUCUAGACAAACUGAUGCCGUUGCUGACCGGCUUCUGCGUCCGUGCUGAAGAGUUCGGUGACGAACACGGCGACGAACUCCGCGAGUACUGCAUCCAAGCCUUCGAAGGGUUGGUCAGAAGGUGUCCCAAAGAAAUCACCGGUCACAUCCCUAGCAUCAUCUCGAUAUGUCUCGAUUUCAUCUGUUACGAUCCCAAUUACAAUUAUGACGAUGACGACGAUUCCGAAGAGGGCAUGGAGACCGAUGGUGAAGUCGAUGAGAGCGACGAAGAACCCGACGAGGAAUAUUCGGACGACGACGACAUUUCCUGGAAAGUCCGGAGAGCUUCAGCGAAGUGCCUCGAGGCGACGAUAUCCAGUCGCCACGACAUGUUGAUCGACUUCUAUAAGACGAUCUCACCGCAGCUGAUCUCACGCUUCAAAGAACGUGAGGAAAACGUCAAGGUGGAUAUAUUCAACGCCUACAUCGCGCUUCUGCGGCAGUCGAGAUCUUCCGGACCUCGGGGCGACGAGUGUAAUGAGGGACCAACCCAGAUGCUGCGGGAGCAGGUGCCUCAUCUCGUCAGAUCUCUAACCAGCCAGCUCCGCAAAGAGAAGAAAUCCAUCAAAACCCGACAGGGCUCCUUCCACCUGCUGUCGGAGCUCACGGCCGUGGUGCCCGGAGCUCUGAUCGAGCACAUCGCCGAUCUGGUCCCGGCCAUUCAGACGUCUUUGUCGGAGAAAGACAAGACCACAUCGUCGAACAUGAAAAUCGACACCUUGAACUUCCUCCAGCAGCUCAUCGCGACUCAUCCAAUCGAAGCCUUCCACCCCCACAUCCCCAUUCUGGUGCCAGCCGUUAUCCAAGCCGUAUACGACUCGUUCUACAAAAUCAGUUCGGAAGGCCUCAACGUCCUUCAACUUCUCGUCAGGGUCAUCCGACCGUUCGACGGACAACCGAAUGCUUUCAAUUUCGGUCCGUAUGUCACGCAGAUAUACCAGUGCACUCUGGUCAAGCUGAAAGCGACCGACAUCGACCAGGAAGUGAAGGAGAGGGCGAUAUCCUGCAUGGGUCUGAUCAUCUCCAUUCUCGGCGAUCAUCUACGGGAGGAACUCCAGACGUGUCUGCCGAUCUUCGUCGAUCGACUCCGGAACGAAAUCACCCGGUUGACGACGGUGAAGGCCCUCACCCAGAUCGCGGCUUCGCCGCUGAGAAUUCCUCUCGAUAUCAUACUUUGCGACGGAGUGUCGAUCCUCGCCAGUUUCCUCCGGAAGAAUCAACGUUCCCUGAAAGUGAGCACUCUGACGCUGCUCGACACGAUGUUCAAACACUAUCCCACCUCGUUCGAUCCGAACAUGGUGAACUGCAUCAUGAAGGAACUCCGUCCUCUGAUCCACGAGUCCGACCUGCACAUUUCGCAGCUGACGCUGAAUCUCCUCACGUCCGUCUCGCAAGUACAUCGUCAUUCGCUGAUGAUGGUCACGAAAGAAAUUCUGCCGGAGAUACUUGUUCUCGUUAAAUCUCCGCUGCUUCAGGGGGCGGCGCUGAACGCAAUGCUCGAGUUCCUGAAAAGUCUCUCGAACUCGAACGUGGAGGGCGUCGGUUUCCGACAGCUGCUCAUGCUGCUGACCGGCUUGGUCUACCAGCAGAGUCAGACGAAUCAGCCUAUCCACAAGAACGCCUAUCACUCAAUCGCGAAAUGCGUCGCCGCUCUGACCGUUGCCAACUUGAACAAUCCAGAAGCGCAACAGGUCGUCCCACAGUUCCUCAGCGAGAUUUCAAACUCUUCGUCGACGGACUCCGUGCACCAGUUCGCUCUAUUGGCCAUCGGUGAGAUCGGGAAACACAUCGACCUGAGCGGAAUCCCCGACCUGAAGGCGGUUCUCGUGAGAGCGUUCGAUUCGAGCUCCGAGGAGGUCAAAACCGCGGCUUCGUUCGCCCUGGGCAGCGUCGCUGUCGGAAAUCUCCAGGAGUAUCUACCGUUCAUUCUCACGGAAGUCGACGACAAUCCCAAGAAACAGUAUCUGCUGCUGCAUGCCUUGAAAGAGACGAUAUCGUGUCAGAGCACGAACGCUUCGACCGUGCACGCUCUGAUGCCUUAUAUCGAUCCGAUUUGGCAUAAGCUCAUGAGCAACUGCGAGUGCGAAGAAGAGGGGACCCGGAACGUGGUGGCCGACUGUCUCGGGAAACUCUGUCUCAUCGAUCACGAGAAGCUCCUUCCUAAACUCACGGCCGCCUUGCAAUGUCCUGGAGUUUAUGCGCGAGCGACGGUUGUGAACGCCAUGAAGUUCACCAUCACCGAUCAGCCGCAACCGAUCGAUGCGCUCCUGAAAACGCGCAUCGGCGAGUUCUUCGCGGCGCUUAGGGAUCCGGAUAUCAACGUCCGUCGGGUUGCGCUCGUCGCGUUCAACUCGGCCGCUCACAACAAGCCGGUUCUCGUCCGAGAUCUCCUGGACCAGGUGAUGCCCCUGCUCUACAGUGAGACGAAAGUUCGACAGGAACUCAUUCGCGAAGUCGAAAUGGGUCCCUUCAAGCACAAGGUGGACGACGGACUCGAUAUUCGGAAAGCUGCGUUCGAAUGCAUGUACACGCUGCUCGACUCCUGCAUGGACCGCAUCGAUGUCUAUGAAUUCCUCACCCAUCUCGAAGGUGGUCUCAAGGACCACUACGACAUAAAAAUGCUGACGUACCUCAUGCUAGUUCGUCUCGCAACGAUUCGACCUUCGGCGCUGCUUCAGCGGAUGGACACCGUCAUUGAAGCUCUCAGGGAACAGGCGAACAUGAAACUCAAACAGUUCCCCGUGAAGCAAGAAGUCGAACAGCAGGAAGAACUCAAAAGGUCCGCCCUGCGCGCUUUCUCAGCACUGCAACAGAUCCCCGACGCGGAAAAGUGCCCGCAAGUCGUAGACUUCAUAAACCAUAUCAAAGGCACUCCCGAUCUCCGACGUAUGUACGAAGGCAUUCAAAAAGAUGCGAAUCACUCGAUCGGCUACAAUCACGAAAACUUCCACGAGGAAAACAUGGUUUAUUGAACUUGGAAUGAAUGACAAGCUCGAAUGGCAGGAAGAAAUCGAAUGAGUCGACUCUUUCCGACGAGCUCUCGGCAGGAGGUACCUGUAGCUGUCACAAAUCGGAGCUCCGCCGGUGCGAGGAGCACUGAAUUCGAUAACGUAAGCCGUUUUAACAUCAAAACGCCAAAUGUAAAAAGAGAUAGUUGUGUGGUUCUCGAUUCAAUUCUUGUCGUUAAGACACACCGGUGUUGGUCGGAAUGUGUGGCGUAAUGUUUUGAGAGCACCAGUCUCCUUGACGGAAAAUUCCGUGGAGAUUUUUUCUGCUCGAACCGAAGAAUCGCUCAGCGAGCUCGAGUCGCUACGUGAGUCCUCAUCGUCUGCAAGAUCAGCCGCUUUUUCAUCGGGGAGAAUGGAACAAUAAAGUUAAGGGUUGACUGAUUUCGAA